AUGUGUGGUAUUUUUGCUUGUUAUAAUCAUCCCAACGUCAACCAAUUCAAGCCAAAGGCUUUGAAGUUGUCCAAAUUGAUUCGUCACAGAGGUCCUGAUUGGUCUGGUAACAUCAUUCAAAACAAUUCCAUUCUAACCCAUGAACGUUUGGCUAUUGUUGGUUUAGAUUCUGGUGCUCAACCAAUAACUUCUCCAGACAAAUCUUUAUCCUUGACUGUCAAUGGUGAAAUUUAUAACCAUAUCCACUUAAGAACCGUUGAAUGUCCAGAUUACCAAUACAAAUCUUUAAGUGAUUGUGAACCAAUUAUCCCCUUAUUCCAAAAAUACGACAUUGAAUGUCCAACCUAUUUGGAUGGUAUGUUUGCCUUUGCUCUCUACGAUUCCAAAAACGACAGAAUUAUAGCUGCAAGAGACCCAAUUGGUGUCAUUACUCUUUAUAUGGGCAGAUCUUCUAAAAACCCUAAAAGUGUUUUCUUUUCUUCCGAAUUGAAAUGUCUUGUCGAUGACUGUGAUGAUAUAAUUGCCUUCCCCCCAGGCCACGUUUACGACUCCAAAACAGAUAAGAUAACAAGGUAUUUCAAACCUACAUGGUGGGAUCAAGACAAAAUUCCUUCCACACCUAUUGACUAUAAAAAAUUAAGGCAAACUCUUGAACUAGCCGUUAGGAAAAGAUUAAUGGCCGAUGUUCCUUUUGGUGUCUUAUUAUCCGGUGGUUUAGAUUCUUCUUUAAUUGCUUCAGUUGCUGCAAGAGAAACUGCUAAGGCUGCUGCUGCAGUUAACACUGACGAAGAAAUUGAUGCUAAUGAAGUUUUGGCCGGUAUUGAUGACGAAGGUAACCUUCGUUACACUGGUUGGUCCAAAUUACAUUCUUUUGCUGUUGGCUUGCCUGGAGCUCCAGAUUUGAUUGCUGCUAAAAAAGUCGCCAAAUAUAUCGGUACUGUUCAUCAUGAGCACCAUUUCACUCUCGAAGAAGGUCUAGAUGCUUUGUCUGAUGUUAUUUACCACUUGGAAACCUAUGAUGUCACAACCAUCAGAGCUUCAACUCCAAUGUAUCUUUUAAGUAGAAAAAUCAAAGCACAAGGUGUCAAAAUGGUUCUAUCUGGUGAAGGUUCUGAUGAAAUAUUUGGUGGUUAUCUUUAUUUUGCUUCUGCUCCAUCUCCAGAAGAAUUCCACACUGAAUGUAUCAAAAGAGUUAAGAACUUGCAUUUGGCCGAUUGUCUUAGAGCUAACAAGUCCACAAUGGCUUGGGGUCUUGAAGCAAGAGUUCCUUUCUUAGACAAGAACUUCUUGGAAUUGACCCUCAACAUUGAUCCAAAAGAAAAAUUGAUCAACAAACAAAGAAUUGAAAAAUACAUAUUACGUAAGGCCUUUGAUACCACAGGUGAGCCCGACCUUAAGCCUUACUUACCUGAAGAAAUCUUAUGGAGACAAAAAGAACAAUUCUCUGAUGGUGUUGGUUACGGUUGGAUUGACUGUUUGAAGGACACUUCUGAGCUCAAAGUUUCCGACGAAGAAUUCAAUAACCCAAAACCUCACUGGGGCGAUGAUAUUCCAACCACAAAGGAGGCCUACUGGUACAGAUGCUUAUUUGAUGACUUGUUUCCUCAAAAGGCUGCUGCUGACACUGUCAUGAGAUGGGUUCCAAAGGCUGAAUGGGGUUGCAACGAGGAUCCCUCUGGUAGAUACCAGAAGACUCAUAAAGACCAUGUCAAAGAAAUUGAGGAAAACUAA
Messenger RNA from Ascoidea rubescens DSM 1968, 1731 nucleotides. Its product is annotated as asparagine synthetase B. The record is from RefSeq and is a predicted model, not a curated record. Bases 1 to 1731 code for a protein of 576 amino acids. NCBI's taxonomy places the organism in Eukaryota, Fungi, Ascomycota, Saccharomycetes, Ascoideales, Ascoideaceae. Gene Ontology annotation, molecular function: asparagine synthase (glutamine-hydrolyzing) activity. Gene Ontology annotation, cellular component: cytosol. The transcript has a single exon.